Molecule: messenger RNA, 1533 nt
Organism: Halichondria panicea
Lineage: Eukaryota; Metazoa; Porifera; Demospongiae; Suberitida; Halichondriidae
Exons: 1
Coding region: 1-1422 (473 amino acids)
Cellular component (GO): cytoplasm
Molecular function (GO): glycosyltransferase activity
Source: RefSeq, a predicted model, not a curated record
AUGAAGUCCAAGUCUAAACAAAACGUAAUGAUGUUGAGGUCCUCCCAAAACAAACUGAUACUACUGCUUGCCCUGGGGGUGAUAGUUAUAUUGAUAGCUCUCAGUCGUCACGUUGGGCGGACCACCCCCUCCCCUAGAAACACGGAUCCCUAUACGUCAAUACCGUCCACACAACAAUCAACACACAGCGAAACAUCAACAUUCAGUACCGCAUCCCCUUCCCCUCCGCAAAACGUGACCACUCAAGUGUUACCUACUUUCUACCCGUCAAAAGAACUCUUUGUACGCGCUAUUUAUUUCGACAGUCGAGCUAAAAAAUAUCAACAACAUCGAAACUCUUCCGUUUUCCUCAUUGUUGUCAAAAAAUCAAUUACUGAUCGUAAACUGAUUGUCGGUUGUCAGAUAGACAACAAAAUUGCUCGAGAUUUCGAAGUUCGCUUAAUUGGUGAAACUCCACUCUGGCGACACUUCUAUCCGAAAAUUAAUCAUGAAGAAGCGUUCGUAGAAUGUUUUGACAUGCCUGCAAAAAACGGGAGCAAUGGUUACAUUCAUUUUAAACGAGAUGAGAAUUCUCCGAUUGAAAUAGCAGCUUCUGAGCGACCCCUCCUCAUACUUCAACGUAAAGUUAAACCCUUGACCCCCGAGGCUAAGAAGUAUGGUUUCACUAUUGCAGCCUGUGCAAAAAUAUUUGGAAGUAGACCACCGUGGCUGGAAGAAUGGUUGCUCUAUCAACGUGCUCUCGGGGUACAACAUGUACAUCUAGAUGCUGAAGACUCUUUUAAGCUUGCUGGUGGUCUUGAUAAACCCUUUAUAAAGAAAGCUAUGCAGGAGGGAUUUCUGAGUGUGGAUGUUUGGAACAAGUAUCUCGCCCCCAACGAACUGUGGUACCACAACCAAGGACUUAUAUAUGAAGACUGCGUGUACAGACUACAAGGUGUAUAUGAUUACCUCAUUUUAAUAGACACGGAUGAUUUCCUAACACCAAGGAUACCGACAGAAAAACAACUGUAUUACUAUAUCAACAAAUAUUGCCGCGGUGAAAAUAUUGGCUCGUGUAUGUUCAAAUGGAUUGAGUAUUACCCGGACCAGUUUGGAUUAAACAAAUCGAUACCGAUACCAGAUGGCAACCUCACUAGCCAACUCAAGAACUAUUCUCACUUCAUUCAGGGUAAUCCGAAGUCUCUGCAUAAAGCUAAUGUGAUCAUUGACGCAGCUACGCAUUACGCUUACAAAAUGCUCAAGGGCUACAAAGUCAACCAAGUUUCGCUCGAUGUCAUGUAUGCUGCUCAUAUUCGAAAGGGAAACAAGAUGAUGACUGGAGAAGCGCUGCAUAUUGGACCACCACAUGCGAAUGGGUCAUGGGAACACACUACGAAUGUAUUCUUGCUAGUUUUCAAUUUAAUAUUUUGCUUGUUUACAUAACUUAAUGGUCUCCGACUUAAUGAUAAAAAUUAUUACACUGUAUGAUAUGAAGUCAUCAACAGAAUCAUGUACAAAAAUAUAUUCAUACCAAAAUUAAUUAUAGCAUUAGAA